This is a messenger RNA of Leptopilina boulardi, 2805 nucleotides long. It is a transcript of the gene Pop4, whose product is annotated as ribonuclease P protein subunit p29. Gene Ontology annotation, biological process: rRNA processing; tRNA 5'-leader removal. The coding region runs from base 170 to 853 and encodes 227 amino acids. Gene Ontology annotation, molecular function: ribonuclease P RNA binding. NCBI's taxonomy places the organism in Eukaryota, Metazoa, Arthropoda, Insecta, Hymenoptera, Figitidae. The record is from RefSeq and is a predicted model, not a curated record. The transcript is spliced from 4 exons. Gene Ontology annotation, cellular component: ribonuclease MRP complex; ribonuclease P complex.
AUAUACUUAACAUGUGGCAACAUAACCUCAUGUGUCAAAAUUUCACAAACAAAAAUAGAAAUUUUUAUUUAUAUUGUGUUUAUCGAUAUUUAUAAAUAUAAUUAACGGUACUAAAAAAUAAUUCUAUAAUAUUAAAUAAGAAUUGUUAUUUACGAACAUUUUUGUAAAAAUGGAAAAAAAAGAACAACAAAUGUUCCAGCCUUUACCAGCAAAAAUUAUCAAUAAAGUAACAACAUAUGAAGGAAGAGAAAAAUAUGUUUUAAAAUUUCUAAACGAUACUUUACCAGCAUCGGACAUUAAAAAAAUACCAGAUGAAAUGAAAAAAACAUUUUUCUUCAGUAAACAUAGAUCGAAAGAUCAAUUUAAAAAGAAGCAUAAAAAACGAUCAUUCUCGGGAAUGAGGAAAAAAAUUCUUUUAAAUUUAAACAAAGGAAAACAUAAAGAAUUACUAUUUACAGAUCUUAUUCCCUUAAAUACAAUUUGGUUAGAUUAUAUGCGAAAUUUGCUUGGAGUGAAGAGUUUCAAUAAAAUACCAAAUAAUCCUUUGGAAUCAAAUUGGGAAACUGUGAAUCAAAAAAUAAUGAAAGCUGAUUAUCAUGGAGCAAAAAUCUUCGUUAUCAGAUCAAAAUGUCCCAGUUUAAUUGGAGUCAAUGGAAUUAUUUUACAGGAUACAAAAAAUACUUUUAGAUUGAUUGGAGAAGACGAUGUUAUUCGCACUGUUCCAAAGGAGACAUCGAAAUUUCAAAUUAUAUUAGAUAAUGUUCAUUUAGAAGUUUUAGGAAAAGAACUUUGCAUUCGACCAGCUGAGAGGUCAGUUAGAAAAUUCAAAAAUACUCAAAUACCCGAUUUAUAAACAAGUAAAUUAUUAAAUUUGUAUAUUAUUUGAAGUAAUAAGUAAAAUAGAAAAUAUUUUUUAAUGUCAAUAAUUUCCAAUUUUAGUUAAAACAAUAAAAUAUAAAUAAUAUUAAUUUUAAUUAAAUAUAAAAUAAAUAAUUUCAGUUUCAUUAAAACCAAAAAUCAUAUUAUUUAUUGAGUUUUAAAAUUUACAUUCUAAAUAUAUGUGAAACAAAGACAAAAAAAGAAAAAAAAAAAAAUCAAAGCAGGAAGUUGACAUUGAAAAUAAUUUCGAAACACGCUUCAUUUUUAUUUCAAACUAUUCAUAUAUAGCAUUUUCUGCACAUUUCAUUACAUAUUACAAUUGGAAACAAUAAAAUGUGUCCUGCACCACAUUGAUCAUGCAAAUCAAUUAAACAUAUUCCAUUUUUUCGUCUAUAAUUUAUUUUUCUUUUAUUUUUCCUUUCGUUAAUACGAUUUGUUUUUUUUUUAAAUUUGUAAUAUUAUAUUAUAUGUAUAUCUACUACUUACACGUUAUAUUAUUAUUAUUAUUAUUAUUAUUAAUUACCAGUUUAUAAUAUAUAAUUAUGUAUUUAUAAUAUAUAUGUAUAAUUAUCGAUCUUGUUUUUGCUCUCGUUUGUUUGUUUUUUUUUUUCAUCCAAUAAUUAUAAUUCACAAAUAUUCAAAUAAUUAUAUGAUAUAUCAAUACAAUAACAACUUGCGUCAGAACCACAAACGUUGCGGUUCAAAUAAUUGAAACAAAUUCAUUCGUUCAAGUAUGUUGGUUUUUUUUUUUGUUUUCAAGGAUUUGAUUUCGAAAAUACAGUGCAAGGACAAGAAUUUUAGAGAUUUUUUUUUUUUUGGGAAUGUCAUAAUCUUUCACUCGUGUCCAUCUACCUUUACUGUUUUUCAAAAACUAAUACCUAUAUGCGUAUUUACCGGGAUUGAAAAAUGUCAAACACUCGUGAUAUCUCAGAAAUUAAGUUUGGAAAAAAAAAAUUGUUGCUGUCGUUUUUUCUAUCUUUUUCCUUACAGGACGAAUUUUUGUCCAAAUAGUCAAGACCCUCACAUAUUCUAUAGAAUGAAUUGUAUAGCAGUGAAACGAGAAUAAAAUCUCAUUUCCUAAAAGUGCUUUAAUAGAAAAACAAUGUUUUUGUUUUUACUAAAGUUUACUACACGAUAGUCAAAAAAGACUUUUCUUUCUCUUUUUCUCAAGGCAAUAUUUAAUAUAUAUUAAAGUCGAUCUAAACAGUUUUUUUUAAAAAAAAAAGAAACCAAAAACAAAGCAUUUACAAAAUAUUUAAAAAAUUCUUUUUCUAUUUUUAUUUAAAAAAAAAGAGAAAAUACUACUCGAACUAUUUUUAGUUACACUGAUUAAAGACGCCACGCUGGGGGGAAGGGUGUUCUAAUUAAAUUAGAGACGUAACAAUUCUAUAUUAAAAAAAAAAAGUUAUCUCAAAAUCAAAAGACUUCAAAAGUUAUAUUUUUUUUUCUCUUGCAGUUUAAAUGAAAAUUCUAUCUAACAUACGUCUGGACAAGUAUAACAAAAUAUACGACGGAACAAAUAACAGAUAGACAAGCAGCUAGAUUGUGAUGUUAACUGCCAGUUUAACAAAUAAGUUCAAAAUAUUCUAAAACUUAAUUCCUUUAAAGAAUUUUUUUUUUUCCUUUAAAAAAAGAAAAUACUUUUUAUAAUUCAAUGACUCGUGUCAUUAUGUGAAUUUCAUUUUUUUUUUCUUUUAACGAUCAAGCUCCUGAAAAGUUACGAGUUGCAUGAAAAUUUGUUUUGUGUACAUCAAGAUUUAUAUUCAAAUUACUCUUUACGUGAAACAAAUUUUGUUUUGUUGGGUUAUUUAUUAUUUUUGCUUUUUCUGGAAGAGGGACGACGUAGAGUAUUUCGGAAGUCAUGCCACAAGCAAACUACACACACCUGACACAAUCAUAUUUUUUUUUUUUUUUUUUUUUAUACAA